Messenger RNA from Hirsutella rhossiliensis, 1014 nucleotides. Its product is annotated as zinc-binding dehydrogenase domain-containing protein. The transcript is spliced from 4 exons. Bases 1 to 1014 code for a protein of 337 amino acids. NCBI's taxonomy places the organism in Eukaryota, Fungi, Ascomycota, Sordariomycetes, Hypocreales, Ophiocordycipitaceae. Gene Ontology annotation, molecular function: oxidoreductase activity; zinc ion binding. The record is from RefSeq and is a predicted model, not a curated record. Gene Ontology annotation, cellular component: mitochondrion.
AUGCGAGGAAUCCAAAUCAAGCAAUACCUCGACGGUCCCGAAGGCCUUCAAGUCUCCGAGCUGCCCGACCCGGUUCCCAACGACGACCAAUACCUCAUCCAAGUCCACGCCUCGGCAGCAAACUUCUUUGACAUUCUCCAGGUCCAGGGACGCUACCAGACCCAGCCCCCCUUCCCCUGGGUCGCCGGCGCCGAGUUCGCAGGCACCGUCAUCUCCGCGCCGCGCAACCCAUCGCAACCGCCCAAGUUCCGGCCCGGCGCCCGCGUCUUCGGCGCCGCUCAGGGCGCCUUUGCCACCAAGCUCUGCGCCGUCGAGGCCGCCCUGCUGCCCGUGCCCGCCGGCUGGUCCUUUCAGGAGGCUGCCGGCCUCUUCAUCACGGCCCCGACCAGCUACGCCGCCUUGGUCGUCAGGGCGAAUGUCAAGCGUGGUGAUCAUGUGCUUGUCCACGCCGCUGCCGGGGGAGUUGGCCUCGCUGCCGUACAAGUCGCCAAAGCCUUCGGCGCCACCGUAAUCGCAACGGCCUCGACGCCCCGCAAACUUGAAGUCGCCAAGGCCUAUGGCGCUGACCACGUCCUUCCCUACACCGACGCCGACUGGCCCGCCAAGGUCAAGGCCCUGACCCCUAGCAAGCGCGGCGUCGACAUUGUCUAUGACCCUGUCGGCCUCGUCGACAAGUCGACAAAAUGCACCGCCUGGAACGGUCGCAUCCUCGUCGUCGGCUUCGCCGCCGGCAACAUCGAAAAGGUGGCCAUGAACAAGGUGCUGCUCAAGAACAUCUCCCUCGUCGGCAUCCACUGGGGUGCCUACUCGGCCAACCAAAGGGCCAUGAUCCCCGUCGUCUGGAAAGAAAUCAUGCAGCUGGUCGCCGAGGGCAAGUUGAAGGGCACCGUCUACACCGACGACGAGUUUGUCGGCUUGGAGAGGGUCAAGGACGCGCUCAUGGCGCUGGGAGCACGGGGGACUUGGGGCAAGGUUGUCGUCAAGAUUCCACAGGAUGACCAAAGCCGGUUAUGA